Biomphalaria glabrata is the source of this 1937-nucleotide messenger RNA. RefSeq names its product GTPase IMAP family member 7-like. The coding region runs from base 277 to 1791 and encodes 504 amino acids. The record is from RefSeq and is a predicted model, not a curated record. The transcript has 3 exons. Gene Ontology annotation, molecular function: GTP binding. NCBI's taxonomy places the organism in Eukaryota, Metazoa, Mollusca, Gastropoda, Planorbidae.
CCCUGGGCUGACUUUUAUUUCUGCUAUAGCAAUAAAAAAUGAGUGUACUGUAUCGUGUUGUUAAAAGUUACUAUGCAACAAUAAGGUACAGUAACUUCAAGUAGUAAGGUGUAGGUUUAUUUGUUAUAGAUGUGCGAUACUUAGGCUGCACUGUGGUACAGUAAAAAUUGUAAAAGACAAUUGCCACUCGAUCCAACACAACUAUUGUAGAUCUUCUCAAAGUGGGUGACUUCUAUCCAUUAAGUUUCAGUAUGAAUUAGGUACUUUACUAUCAAAAUGGCGGAGCAAGAUGAUCUCACUAAACUAACGAGACACACAAUUACCAUCAAAAGGCCAAUUAAAGAGAUCGAUCUCCUGCUGGUUGGUAAAACUGGUCAUGGGAAAAGUUCCACAGGUAAUACCAUACUUGGAAGGAAUGUGUUUGAAACCUCGAGCAAUACGACAUCUUUGACCAAGACACCUGUCUAUGACGUGAGCAGGUACCGAAACUACGUCAUCAAAGUCAUGGACACGCCUGGUGUUAUGGAUACUUCAGAAAUACAAGACUCAAUAGCGGCCUCACAGCUUGUCAUGGACCAAAUGAAAGAUGCUGUUAUUUUGAAUCCAAGAGGUUACCAUGCCUUCUUGCUUGUCUAUAAAUUCGGUAUUAGAUUCACGAAAGAAGAAUUUGAGUCAGUCAGAUUGCUAAAACAAAUAUUCGGGGAAAGUUUUGUGCAAAGAUUUUGCAUUGUUAUUGUAACUUGCGGUGACCAUUUUCGAACAGAAUGUAAACUAAAAGGCUUAAGUUUUAAGAGAUGGAGGACUGACCAGCAAGGUUAUUUUAAAGAGCUAAGACUCGAAUGUCAAGAUCGGGUCAUUCUCUUUGACAAUUCCUCUCAGCGUGAUGCAAAAACACAUAACAAACAAAUGAAAAAGCUUUUAAAAUGUGUAGAACAUUUAAACAAUGACGGCAAUCGCUACACUGACAAGCAUUUUCAUAAAGCCCAAAAAAGUCGUGACUUUUUACUGAAGGAGACUCAAAUGGAGAAGAUUGAUCGAGGAUUGGAAGAAGUCAGCGUUAUAUUGGGCCUGUACAAGUCAAUAACUGACUAUGGCCAGAAGGAUCGCAGAGAAAAUUUUCAAGAAAUCUGCGAUGAUUGUGAAACCAUAUCUCAGCAAUUUUCAGAGAACGAAGUUAAAUUGUCAACUGUUAAAGAUUUUCUAAAUCUAAUUUCAGACAUACAGACAUCGAGCAGCAACUUCGCUCAAAAAACGGAAGAUAUUCAAAAGAAACUGGCCAUAAAUAAACAGUACCUUAAGCAAGAGUCUCAGCGAAUAAAGAGCGUGUUAAAUGCGUAUACAACAGUUACAACUAUUGGUAAAGUCGAAGGCGUUAACGAAAAAAAUUUGGUUAGUUUUACUACGAGAAGUGAAAAGGUGGAUGGGGCAUCAAAUGUCAAUGAGGGGGAUCAAGUCUUGGAAGACGAUGGACAAAUUGAGUCAGAGGUUAAAGGUGAAAGCGAUGAUUGUAUCUCGAAUUUAGAGGAGGUAACUCUAAGAAAUAAAAGCAGCACAAUAAGCAGAAAGCGGGAAGAUGAAUCUAAAGUGCUAAAAGAUGAAGUUAUUAAGCAAUUUGAGCCUGACGGUGUCAUGCAACGACUGAUAGCUGAUGAGAGAGAACUACAGAAGCAGCUGAAAGACAUUGAUUCUGAGAUUGCGGUGGAGUUACGAAAACAUUGGAACAGCCACAAAUUAAUUCAAGACAAAUGUGACAGCCUUUUGGUGUCCAGGAGUGCAUGUCAAAUAAUAUGAGUUGUAAAAAAAGAACACUCUCUUACAUUAAUUACAUUUUUCCAGACCUCUGUUUUUUUGUUUAUUUUGUAAUUAUUUUUUAAUUUAGAAAUCAACAUUCUAAGGCUUAAUAGCUUAGAAAAAUAUAAUGAAACGUUAUGAAACGA